Messenger RNA from Elephantulus edwardii (Cape elephant shrew), 621 nucleotides. RefSeq lists its product as uncharacterized. Bases 1 to 621 code for a protein of 206 amino acids. The record is from RefSeq and is a predicted model, not a curated record. The transcript is spliced from 7 exons. NCBI's taxonomy places the organism in Eukaryota, Metazoa, Chordata, Mammalia, Macroscelidea, Macroscelididae.
AUGCCUUGGGCUCAGCCACCGGCCAGCUCCAGCACGUGGCAGGGCGGAGCCCACACGGUCGUCCAGCACCAGGCCCUGGUCCUACCUGGGACGAGAACUAAGCCAAAGAGGGUCUUGCUGCCCCUGAAGGCCCGCUGGGGGACCGGCUAUGGGGGACUGCCUACGGGACAGACAGACCCCAACAGCCCCGUCAAUUCCCGAGGCUGGAAGCUAACCACCUCAGCCUUCUCCCUCCGAGUGGCUGCUGACUCCCAACCCUUCCGGGAGGAGCCUGAGCCCAGCUGCGGGGCAGGGGGCCGGCCUGAGCGGGGAGCAGCCGUGUCAGCCCGGGAGGGACGUCGGGGGAGCCGCUGCGGGUACCGAGUUAUAAGAAGUUACACGAAUAGAUUCUAUCGAGGGUUUGCUGCUGUCAAGUGUCACUCGGCCAACUCUGACUCACUGCAGCCCCACGGACAGUGGACGAGAACCGUGUCCGACCUGCGCCAUCGCCAGCACCAUUCGGUCACGCCCAAGCCCAGCGCUGCCGUCACCGUGCCAUCGGAUGAGAGCAUAGAAAACCAAAUUCAAGCCUCAAGCUGCAUCAAAAGAAGGAACACAUACAGUCACCACCAGCCACUGUGA